Molecule: messenger RNA, 2808 nt
Organism: Salvelinus namaycush (lake trout)
Lineage: Eukaryota; Metazoa; Chordata; Actinopteri; Salmoniformes; Salmonidae
Gene: bicc2
Product: bicaudal C homolog 2
Exons: 19
Coding region: 1-2721 (906 amino acids)
Cellular component (GO): cytoplasm
Molecular function (GO): RNA binding; protein binding
Source: RefSeq, a predicted model, not a curated record
AUGGCCACCACAACGGAGGAAAGGUCUCCUCUCCCUACCCAGAUAGAACCACACAGACCCGGCCCAGAACCCAUCCUGAGCCAGCUAGAACAAUACCAGCCUCACCUAGAACCAAGACUAGAAUGUAGUCUAGAACCCAGUCCUGGACCCAUCCUAAACCAGGACCAGACUCUAUCUCAGACCCCUUUUCCUUCCCCAUCCCCGUCCCACCGCGACAGAGAGGAAGAGGAGGAUGAGGACGAGGAGGAAGGAGGUAACUCCGGACCAGGACCAGAGCCUGUGGUAGGUGAACAUUCGGACCCGGAAUGGGUUGAGGAGAGAUUCCGUAUCGAUAGGAAGAAACUGGAGGCCAUGCUGUAUGCCCCUAGACAUGGAGAGGGACUUACAGGUGAAGAGUUCUUUGAGAGAGUGAUGGUGGAAACUAACACCCAGGUGAAAUGGCCAUCCAAGCUGAAAAUAGGAGCCAAGUCAAAGAAAGACCCCCAUGUGAAAGUGGAUGGGAAAAGAGCUAAUGUUCUAGAGGCCAAAAAGAAAAUUCUAGAACUUUUGGAGACAAAGGUCAACAAGGUGACCCUGAAGAUGGACGUGGCCCACACAGAACACUCCCAUGUGAUCGGGAAAGGGGGCGGGAACAUCAAGAAGGUGAUGGAGAUGACAUCAUGCCACAUCCACUUCCCCGACUCCAACCGCCACAACGUCACUGGAGAAAAGAGCAACCAGGUGUCCAUCGCUGGGCCUGUCCAAGGGGUGGAGGCAGCCAGGAAGAAGAUACGAGACCUUCAGCCGCUGGUGUUGACCUUUGACCUACCAGUGACCCUGGUGUCCCAGGCCCUGCCGGACGCUGCGUCGCCGGUCAUCCAGCAGGUGGCGCAGGCUCUGGGGGUCAGUGUGAGCUUUAGGGCCCAGCCCAGACUGUACAGCAGCUGCUGUGUGGUUAGAGCACUGCAGGGCAAUUCCGUCGCCAUCAAGAAGGCAGUGUGUGUGCUGAUGGAGCUGCUGCUGGGGUCAGAGCUCGGGGCUGGGGGUCAGGGUGGGGUCAUGGGGGUGGUCAGCACCCAGCUGGACGUGACCUCCCAGCAGCACCUCUUCCUGCUGGGGCAGAACGGAGCCCACUUCAUGGGGGUCAUGCACCAGACCCAGACCCAGAUAGUUCUGCCAGACCUCAGCGCCCCACAGAACCCCCCCUCACUGCUCAUCCAGGGAAGCCCAGACGGAGUGUGUCUGGCCAGGCAGCAACUCAUGGACUGUCUGCCUGUGUGUCUGAUGUUUGACAUGCGUGAGGAUGGGGAGGCAGACCCUCGUAAACUGGCUCAGAUGAUGCAGAGUCUGGGGGUCUUCAUCAGCGUCAAACCCAAAGUCAAACAGACUGCCAAGUCAGUGGUGGUAAAGGGUCUGGAGAGGAACAUCUCCAGUCUGUACGAGGCUCGGAGGCUGCUGCUAGGGCUGGAGUCCAGCGAGGUCGCCAUGACAGCCAAGAUAAACUCUGACCCUAGGCUGGCCGGCAACGGGCUGACCAACUACUGGCUCAACAUGCUGCUGCAGCAACUCCGCCUCUCCGACCAUGGCUCAGUGCCCACCACUGAGGCUGUGAUUGGCUCUUUUUCCCAAUCUAAACCCCACCCGUCACCUCCACCAGGCCUGACUCCGCCCUCUGAGGAAGUGAGGAUGGGACUGAAGGGGAAAGAGAGCAGGCAACUGGAGAAGAUCCCAGAAAACGAGGAUCCGUCCGGCCUGUCCGACGAGGACGAGAGCCCUGGUUCGAUGACAUCAGAGCUGAGUGAUGUCAUGAGCCAGGUCAGGAUGAUGAGUCGGAGGAGCAGCCUCCAGGGUCCUGAAGUGUGCAGGUUCCUCAACCAGGGGAGACGCCACUCAACAGGCCAGGUCAUGAGACUGUUGGACGGAGAGAUGGAGGGAGGACGGCGUGAGAGACGCAACAGCCUGAGAGAGAUGGAGGGAGGGAGGGGUGAUAGUAGACGGAACAGCCUGAGAGAGAUUGGGGGAGAGAGGAGUGACACUAGACGGAACAGCCUGAUGAGGGAUUUGACUCCGACUCAGGACACUCUCACUGAUGUGUCAAGGAACGAGGAUUAUGACUAUGAGAUGAAGAAACUGCUGGCAACUAGAGCCAUGCAGAGGAAUCCGGUGGUGACAGAGGUUCGGACCCCCACUGAUACCUGGAGUGGUCUGGGCUUUUCUAAGUCCAUGCCUGCCGAGGCUGUUAAGGAGCUACGCAACGUCAGCCGACGCAGCUACAAACCUUACCUGACAUGGGGCCCGCAGAAUGCAAAGGAGAAAGUGCCCAAUGGCAGUAAUUCAGAGAACUGGCCGGAGAGCUUCCUGAGCUGCAGUAACUACUUUGAGUGCAUGUCCUCUGUGAGGGCGUUGACUGCUAGCCAGCGGAGCUCCUCCCCCCAGCCUACAGACGAUCUCCCAGAGCUCCUGAGCCAGCUCGGUAUGGGGAAGUACGUCGACGUGUUCCAACAGCAAGAGAUUGAUUUCCAGACUUUCAUGACUCUGUCUGACGAGGAUCUGAAAGAGGUGGGAGUGUCCACGUUUGGAGCGAGAAGGAAGAUGUUACUGGCCAUCUCAGACCUAAACAAAAGCAAAAGGAAACUGUCAGAGACGCCUGCUGUGAAGCCAGGUUACCUAGAAGGUGGGGCAAGUGGCCGGCUCCCACGAAUCAUAGAUGAGGACACCGCUGCUCAAAGAAACCACUGGUGAACCCCACACAACAUUACCUAACCUGGGUAGAACUGCCUGUAAAAACAGAUCCCCGAUCAGAUUGGCUUCCACAUAUCCUAACCUUGG